GUCACUUUUGUGUCACAGGUCACGUGUGUGUGUGUUUGUAGCAGCGGUACUAUCAGUCUGGUCAUAGAUUCUCGAAAUGGACACAGAUUAUGCAGAACAAAAUUCACUAUAGAAAGGUAUCGACAUUUCAGAGGGGGUUCAGACAGUUAUUCUGAUGAGUGUGUUUGUAGUUUAAGAGAUAUUGGAAAUGUUACACAGCACUUGUCUCCCACGGAGGAUAACGCUAUUAGCAUAAGAUGAUGAUAGCGAGCUAGCUUAGCUAAGUUUCUGUCUCCAUAGGUUUUAAUGGAAGAUUUGUGGUCAUGUUAGCGUUAGCCGACCGGUACAGACAUAAGUGUUAAAGUCAAUGACACGUCUUACUCUCUGAAGUUACUGCUUGUUCAGAGAAAUAGCUGUAUUUGCGUAAAGCUACAUUAAUACCAUGUGUUGAAUCUGUCAGGUAUAGGGAGGAGGAGGAGGAGGUAUUUUGUCCUUUCUCUGUUUGGGUUAAGUUGACAGCUCUAACGCAGCACUGACCGGACUAUCUCUGACUCCGCACAGCACCUUCCAGAAGUCCAGCACCGAUCCCCGCUACAGCGAGGAUGUUUCCCAGUCUGGCCCACAGACCGUGGCAUGCCUUCUGCAGGGUCUCCUUGCAGCACAGGGCCCCCCUGUCUCAGCGGUCCCCGAGGUUCUCCCAGCUGAGCUACGGUGAUAUACUCUCAUAAAACUCUCACUUUCUGUGGCUUUAAACCCGAGUGUUAGUUUUCUGUGUAACACACCCAUUUCGUUUGUUCUGUGUAGGUUGGCAGAAUGGAGGCAUUCACAGUUUGUGGUUCAGCUUUCCAGACUGCCGUGUCACCUCUCUCGGGCUGGGAAAAGUGCACUACUACUCUACCUCUGGUAAUGGUAAAGAUGGUCCUCCUAAAUCAGCAGCAGGUGAACCUCCAUCAGCAGAGAAGAUCUUGUCAGCUUCACCAGGUGAUAAUCCACUAUUGUGUUCUUAAACUGUUUGGAUUAUUAGAUUGUGUUUGGUGUGGGCUCUUCUAUUUCACCCUUCUGCUUGUCUGCCAACGCAAACUUGAUUCUUAAGGUUAUCGUGAAUAAUAAUAAUAAUAAAUUUUAUUUAUAACACGCUUUUACAGGUGCUCAAAGACGCCUUACAAUGAAAAAGAAGAAAAUAAAAUGAAUUAAACACAAUUUAAAAUACAGAGAAUUAUGAGAAAUAAAAUCAAUGAUGUAAAAGGUUAAAAAAGGCAUUAUUAUUAUUAUUAUUGUUGUUUUUGUUGUUGUUGUUACUAUCAUUAGUCAUAGUAGUAGUAGUAGUGGUAGUAGUAGUAUUGUUGUUGUUAUUAUUAUUGUUAGUCAUAGUCAUAGAAGUAGUAGUAUUGUUGUUGUAUUUGUUGUCAUUAUUAUUAUUAUUAUUAGUUGUAGUAGUAGUAGUUGUAUUGUUGUUGUUGUUGUUGUUGCUAUUAUUAUUAUUUUGAUUAGUCAUAGUAGUAGUAGUAUUGUCAUUGUUGUUGUUAACAUUAUUAAUAUUAUUAUUAGUCGGAGUAGUAUUGUUGCUGUGUUGUCAUUAUUAUUAUUAGUUGUAGUAGUAGCAGUAGUGUUGUUGUUGUUAUUGUUGUUAUUAUUAGUCGUAGUAGUAGUAGUAUUGUUGUUUUUAUUGUUAUUUUUAUUAGUCAUAGUAGAAGUAGUAUUGUUGUUGUUGUUGUUGUUGUUAUUUUUAGUAUUAUAAGCAGCUGCAUGCCCUGUCAGUGCAAUCAUCAGGGAACAAUUGUAGCUCCAGUCUAAUUGAAUGAUUUUCUCUUAAAGGGUCAUCACCCAAGGGGCUGACAAAAGCUGAGACAAUUCAAGUGAAAGGUAACAGAUCUGUGUAUGCUCCACAUCAGACUCACAACACAACUACUACAGUGUGACUAAAACCGUGUUCUCAUCUAUUGCAGUCCGGGCAGUCCUAAAGAAAAGGGAUUAUGGAGCCAAGUACACAAAGAACAAUUUUAUCACAGCAGUCAGAGCCAUGAAUGAGUUCUGCCUCAAACCCAGGUAACUUUUGUUCCCAGAGAUGUUUUGGUGAAUGAUUCAGCACUGAACUGUGCUCUUGGAGACGCUGGCAGACCGCAGCCUGAAUUCCUUUGAGUUAAUUGUGGCCGUGCUGUUGUGAUUAGCUGAUAGUACGCUUCUUAACAUCAUUUCUCACUGGACCUUUUUUUUCUUUUUUACCAUUCCUUCCACCCCUCUCCCCCUUCUUGAUGGCAGUGAUCUCGAGCAGCUUCGGAAGAUCAGAAGGCGCAGCCCUCAUGACGACACAGAAGCUUUCACUGUGUUUCUGCGAUCUGACGUGGAGGCAAAGUUAGUUCAUUUAAGAAUACAUCAAAAUAAAGAUGUACAGUUUUUUUAAUGAAUAAUUUUAUUUAAAUCUUAUUCAUUCAUUUAUUUCUUUGUGUGACCAUCAGAGCUCUUGAUGUUUGGGGUAGCCAUGAAGCUUUGGCCCGGGAGAGAAAUCUCAGGAAAGAGGUGGAGAGAGAGUACCAAGAGAGUAGGUUGAAUAUUUGUUUCCUUUGUUGGAUUCGAAUCAAAGUAAACAUACAAUCCACCGUACUUCAGGAAGGAUCAAAAAAUGUUUACUUUGUGGCAGGCAGAUAGAGGAGAGGAUCAAUACAACUCUAAUAUUUGUUUGUUUGUAAAUGAUUAGGUUAGUUUGGUUUGGUUAGUUAGGAGAGUUGAAUAACUCCCAGUAUACUAUCAAAUGAAUCCAUCAUUUCACUGAUUUGUGAAACAUGACCUUUAAGAAAAACAAAAACAAGUAAAACAGUUGAUGCAUUUGUCAAGAUGCUAUUUGCUAAUAUUUUUUUGCUAUAAGUAUUUCCUUGGUAGUAGUUAGACUUCAAGGGUUGCUGAUCAAAACUAAGAAAGGUCUAACAUCUGAUCCUUGCAUCAAGAAAGGAUCACGUGUCUGCAUGCAUUUAACAAACAAGAUACAGUGUGUUCAUUUAGUUAUACCAUUGACAAUUUAUGCUGUCAUUUCAGCGAAGUUGUGAUAGGGUUAGAGUUUCAUGCUAAGCAAGCACACAGUCUGUCAGCUUAAUUCUUGUAUUAAACAAAGAAAAACCUAAGUACUUUCAUUUCACCCUUAAACUGAAGACAAAUAAGCAGCUUGUGUUGUGUGUGAGUUGAUUUUUUUUCUCUUUUGUUCAUCUUUAGAUAUAUUUCGAAAUCAGCAGCUGUUGAAAGAGUACAAAGACUUUUGGGGAAACACUAAGGUAAGCAGCUUCAUGAAGAAGAAAUCCAGCUAUUCCUGCCCAAGAGGUGUAUUUGUAUGUUUGCCCCUUUAACAGAGUUCACAGCAUCUAUAUGACAAUGUCACUAUGUGUUGCAUUCAUGCAGGCACUGCUGUUUACUGUUGGGUGUGGAUGGUUUUUUUCAAUGACUAUUAUACUGUGCUGCACCUUUCUGGCAUGUCAUCGCAUAUUCUAUACUCUACCAGCUUGUUGAUUGUUCCCACAGUGUGCUUAAUGCAGUAACAUAAACUAUAAAGGGUUGUCCAAAUAGAAGGAGUACCUUCAUUUUUUGCGUGUGCUUUAAAAGGUGCUCCUUAUAUUUUGUCCACUUUACGAACAAACGUGUUACUCAGUAGAAAUAGAGUUAGCGCUCUUGUAUCGGGUCGCAUUAGGUUGCUCAUGCAUUCUUGAUAUUCAGGCCGAUCAGCAUAUUUGCAUUUAUCUUAAAACCACCAGCUAAACUAACAGACAAUAAAGUCAAUCUUCUCUCUUUUCUUUUUACAAAAAUCCUUUCAGACUGUUUUUUGGUUGUAGUUUUGUCCUUGUUUGCCUCAGUGUGACUCAUUAUAUUUUCUUUGUUUCAAACAGCCUCGAUCAGGAAAGAGGGGAACUUUUCUACAAGGGCCUGGGAAGGUAGUCAUGGUCGCUAUUUGCAUGUAAGUUUGCAUACUUUCCACCAUCUCACCUGCUGUUAAUGCUGUUUAGUUGAAUAGUACAGUCUGUCAGACUCCCCUGAGCUAAAGAGCAGCAAGUGUGAGGUUUGGAAAAUGGAACACUGAAGCUGAACAAAAAUAGUGUGCUGAUAUCACAUGUUAUAAUACAGCCACAGACUACAAGUGGACUUAAAGCUGUUUCAAAACUCUUGUUUGAGAGAAUUGCCGAGUUUGACUUUCUCAAGCUCUAAAGAUGAGAAAAUGCGUUGGACCUUGUCUCACAUGAGGCACGUUGAUCUAUUGGAUUAGGAUGAUUGUGUUAGAGGACAUGUGCAGUCACAUGAGCAGCAGAAUGUUUCCUUCAAUGAACAUGCACAAAGACUCACGGGACUCGACUGAUGAACUUCUCAUUCAGGAUAUUAUUAAAGAACAUUUAAACAUAAAAUCAAGAGUAUUUUACAGUAAAACACAGUAGUUUAAAAAUGCAUACUUUGAAUAAUGGUAUAUUGUUUAAUGUAACUUCAAGAAAAUGUUUAAAACCUCAGUGUUGUCUCUGGGUUCACUUUGUUUACAGGUUUGCCCUCUCUUAAUCUUGAAGUUUAUUCCUCUGUAUAAUUCAUCCAACUCUUCUUAUCUCGUCAGCAAUGGGCUGAACUUCUUUUUCAAGCUCCUGGCUUGGGUCUACACUGGAUCAGCAAGCAUGUUCUCUGAAGCCAUCCACUCUCUGGCCGAUACGUGCAACCAAGCUCUGCUCGCCCUGGGGAUCAGCCAGUCUGUCCGCAACCCUGACGCCGGGCACCCGUAAGAAUCACAUUGUAUUACUUUGUCAACGAUGAGAGGAAUGUGGGCGCUCCUGAAAGACAAAAUAGGUCAAUAUUACACAUGAGAGUGAAGUGAAAUAGAAAGUGAAAAAGAAAGUAGCUAGAGUCAAAGUGAAACUGUUCUCCGUGAUGUUCAUAAACAGGAGUACGUUUUAUAAACAGAGUAGAUGUUUAUGAAGAAUAAUGAUGGCCAGAAGGGAAAGAAAAAGAGCAUACUCUGUGAAAAUCUAGCUAAAUAAUGAGAAUAAUAAGAAUUUUUUCAUUGAUAGAGCACUUCUCCAAAAUCCACACUAUCAAGCGCUUCAAAGAAAAAUGUUUAAGCAACAAUUUUCCCAGGAAUCUUUAUGUUUAGAGAUUCUAGAUAGUUUGAGGAUGUCAAAAACAUGACUGUACAAGUUCAGUGAUGUCUUGUUCAAAUCAAAUUGCUGUCAAGCCAGAUGCCAAGUUUCCCUUCAACGGGUUUGAUGUGAUCCACUAGAAACCCAGCAGGUGGCAGAUUUUGUUUAAGCAGCUGCUGGGAUUUUUUUUUUUAAAGACAUCCAGUUUUUAAUGUCACAUAUACAGUCAUGUCAUGCACUCAACAUGAAUAGCAAAUGAAUAACAUUAGCAUAAAAAUGGAAGGAGACACCAUAUUUUUGUGCCAAGUGCUCAAAAAUAGUGUAUAAAGAAAUAAUAUAGGACUCAGAACAGACCCCUGGGGCACACCGUGUUUGGGAUAAGGAUAUGAAGAUGAGGUUAUUCACAGCAACACAGCUGUACUCAAGACCUCAUGUGAUUUUCAGGUACGGCUUCUCCAACAUGCGCUAUAUCGCCUCCCUCAUCAGUGGAGUGGGCAUUUUUAUGAUGGGAGCAGGCCUCUCCUGGUACCAUGGCAUCAUGGGAUUGCUGCACCCAGAACCUAUGGAAUCUUUGUUAUGGGUGAGUUUCUGUUUCAGCUCUCGUAAGUAGAGCACGAUGCAAAAUGUGUUCCUUAAAAUAUGAUCAAUAAUAACAUUUCUGUGUUACAGGCUUACUGUAUUUUGGCAGGUUCUCUAGUAUCUGAAGGAGGUGCGUUAAAAAUUGAAAAUCAUAAACUGUUGAAGUCUUUAUUAAAAAUGUGGAUUUUGUGCUGAAAUCUCUCUCUCUCUUUGUUUCCACUUCUCAGCCACAUUACUAGUAGCUGUCAAUGAGAUAAAGAAGAGCGCCCAGAUGCAGGGAUUGUCUUUUUAUGAAUAUGGUAUGUAAACUUUCUUUUUGCAACCAGCAGCUUUUGGGGCCUUAAGACACAAAGACAGCAUUGAUAAGAUUGAGGUCAUUCUAGUCUUUCCUUAUUAAAAAUUCAGGUAAAAUGUCCUCAAGAUGCUUGAUUGAAAUGCAAAGAUCACUCAAGAUUGAAUUAAAACACUACAAAACAGGCCCAUUCCUAACAAUACAACCAAAUGGCAAAAGUUUUGUUUUAAUCUGACCAGGUUAUAAUCCUGCUGGGGUGAAUAUGUCCUCUCAGGUAAAAUGAAACCAGGUGUUUUCUGUCACGGUACACAUCCAGGCCAAAUCACUUUGCAUGCUGUGAGGGGAAGUUUGAAACCUGAUAGACACGAGGCCGCCAAUGACACAGACUGAUGUAAUGUGGAUGCAUGACACUUGAAAAUUCAGAUUGGGUUCAUGUUUUAUUGCUUUGUCUUGUGCGUGCAGUCAUGCAGAGUCGAGACCCGAGCACGAAUGUAGUGCUGCUGGAGGAUGCUGCUGCUGUUUUAGGAGUCAUAAUGGCUGCUGGCUGUAUGGGGCUCACCUCACUCACAGGUAAACAAAGACUCUAUGGUCUGGUCUCCUCACUUCACAAGUUAUAUAAGCUACAUCCCUCAAAACAUAUUACGUUUAUGGACAGGGUAGACUUCCAUUGACGUUAUUAACAAUAUCUUAAGAUUUCUGUAUUAAAAUAAAUCAAGCGGUGACGUAGUUGUAGCAAUUUUUGUAUUUGCAGCCUUUCACAGUUAUGACAUAUUAAUUCUAUUCCUUAUUUUCUUUAUCUGUAACAAGAUACCUCAAUGAUUCUUCACAAAUAAAGAAAUUAUUCAGGGCUCAACAGUGCGACCAUUUCACUCGCCUGUGUGACAAAAAAUAGAUGUGUGCGAAUUGUAAAAUGUGUUUUGGGCCGCAUGUGUGCGUUAAAAAAAUUAGCUGAGACAACAAAUGUUUUUUUCAUGUAAAUACCGCAGUGAAGUUGGUUUUAGGUUGGAUACUCGACGGACAUUCACCGCGGCUCUACAGGUGUCUUCUCACUCCCCAUAACCGGGAAUAGCAACAGCAGUGCGGUUAAAUGUAUUCGGCAACCUCCCUGUCAACGUCGGGUGUUGAAUAAGGGACCAUCAAUAAAUUACCAGUUGAUGUUCUCAGAAAAGAAUGUUUUCCUUCAAUAGCUUCCAUGUCAUGUGACCAAUUGACCUAAAAUUGAUUUCAAAUGAUAGUACUAAGGUCAGACAAUAAGACAAACAUUAUUUGAUCAAUUUUCAUUGUGCCCCUAAAGUUCUUUGUGUGCACCUUACUUUUUCAACUUAGGAGCACAUGUGCCCCUUGUGAAAAAAGUUAGACUGUGUCCGAAAUGAAUCACUUAAUCCCUAAUCCCUAACCUCCAUAUGGGGUUUCACUAUAUAGUUGACUAUGUAGUGAACUCAAUCACCAGAGGUUUCAGACACUACAUGGCAAGACGCAAUGCAUGACGGGAUGCCCACCGCCGGUGAGUGACCAUCGGAUGGUCACUACAUUUUGCAAUGCUCUAUGGGAAAUUUUGAGUCGCCUAUAUGGGGCAUUGGAAUUGAUCACUCAGGUUUCGGACACCCCUCAAAAUGGCGCUAACCCCCAUAUAGUCGCCUAUAUAGAGGUUAGGGAUCCAUUUCGGACACAGCCUUAGUGUCAAGCUCUGUUAUUUGAAAACGUCAUCUUCUUUAUCGCUGCUGUGAUUUAUUGUGAUGUGCUAACUCACCCUUGUAUUAAUCUUUCACUUCUCUGUUCUGCUCCUUUAAUCUCAUAUUAAAAUGUUGACAAUAACCAGAAGUAUCCUUCACCUGUGUUGUUCCAGGUAACCCGUACUACGACAGUAUAGGUUCCCUCGGUGUUGGCACGCUGCUGGGCGCUGUCUCAGCCUUCCUUAUCUACACCAACACAGAGGCUCUGCUGGGACGCUCCAUACAGGCAGAGCGUGUGCAAAAGCUUACAGAGUUCCUCGAAAACGACCCAGCUGUGAGGUCAGAGAUUGAGCCUAAUCACACUCAAAAAGAACACGCACACAUCCGCGAUUCAUGCAGCAGGAUUGGAUUUUACGUGUGAAUUUCAAAUAAUCCUGAGUCAUUAUCCAAACACCAGCAACAUGAGCACAUGUUUCUUCCACUGGUGUUAGUGGACAACACUGGAGCUUAAAAUAGAUCAUCUGGUACUUACUGGUCUUUCCAUGCAACCAUCUGUGGAGUGUCACACACAGGGCACUGCACAUGAAGUUAACAUACCUUGUUUUUUGAGACAUUGAAAGUAAAGACUUCUGUGAUGAACACAUUCAAAAGAAAGUUUUGUUGUUGCUGAAGUAAAAUCCUGAGUUGUGUUGUGAAGAUUUCCUAAUAAGUUGUGUGUUAUUUCGAGCAGGGCCAUCCACGAUGUGAAGGCCACUGACAUGGGGCUGAGUAAAGUGCGCUUCAAGGCUGAAGUGGACUUUGAUGGACGAGUGGUUACACGGUCUUAUCUGGAAAAACAAGACAUUGACCAAAUCCUCAAUGUAAGUCCCUCUUCAGUCAUUUUCUUACGUACCUAUUUUCAUAAUAUUUGCUUUCCCUUAUAUGAAAGAAAUAUAUGCUCCUCCCUGUUCAGCUGUAUUUUGGGUGUGUCGUGUAGCUGUUUGACUUUGUUUUUGUAUUCAAAACAGAGUGUUCAAAGAUACUCUUGAUAUCACAAUGAGCAAAAACGAAGAAACCAGCAACCAACCAAUAUUGUCUGCUUCCUAUAUCUGGCACACAAAAACCACAAUGAUCAGUUCAUGAGUAGAGAUUAGGAUUAUAUCUGUUGAAACUGUACUUGUGAAUGUUUGCAGUAGAAAUCUGAUUCCACUAAACAAGCAGGUUUUUCUUUGUUUAAGCUCAUUAAACUAACAAAACCUCUGCAGUAAAAGUCAACUUUCAGUCACGCAUGCCUGUUUCUCUCUGCAGGACAUCCAACAAGUGAAGACCCCCGAGGAGCUGGAGAACUUCAUGCUUAAACAUGGAGAGAACAUCAUUGACACCCUGGGGGCUGAGGUGGACCGCCUGGAGAAAGAGCUUAAGGUAUUUCAAUAAAAGAUCAAGUUGGUUGACUGAAGAAGCAACAUGCAUUGAAACCCCUUUUCUUAACCACUGUAUGAUUUCACUGUGGAUGUAUGUUUGUAAACAGAUACAUUUAGGAGUAUUAAAAAGAGGCAGUGACUGGGGGUGUGUGAUAUUGACCAAAAAUAUGAUAUUUUGGGGGGAUUUUGCCAAUAAGGAUAAUAGACAAUAUUAUGCAUCACUGAAAAAUGUGUAAAAAAGUGAUUAAGUGAUCGCAAACAAUAUAAUAACUUAUGGUAAUAAUAACUUUAUUUGUAUAGCACUUUUAAAAAGAACAGAAGUUUACAAAGUACUUUGACAUGUAGUCAUAGAGCACAUGGAAAAAGACAAAAACAAAAAGCUCAGUAAUAAUGGAAUUGAAGGCCAUUUUCAUGUCAUAAGGAAGCCAGACAAUACAAGAACCAUGCAACAUAAAAUGAGACCAUGAGGACCAAAAUAAAAACAUAAAAUAGUUAAUAAAAAAUAAAAAGCAAUUAAAAGGGAGGAAGAAAGCGGAAACAGGAUAGUAAAUAUAGGAGGUAAUAUCAACAAUGAUAAUUAAAUAAUAACAGGUGAUCCUGGUAAUAAAAGUAAUGAUAAAAUAAAGCAACAGAAAUGAGCAAGAGAUAAAACAAUAAAAGGCCUAAAAGGUUAAUUAAGAGUACAAGUAUAACAAAAGCUAAAAAGACGGUAAAACCGAAAUAAGAUAUAGGGAAAAGAGAUGAGAGAUGACAGAUAAGCAAGACCUUUGAGUGCUUUAAAAGUAAUCAAUAAAAUCUUAAAAUUCUAAAACUGACAGGAAGCCAGUGAAGGGAGGCUAAAAUUGGAGUGAUGUGAUGCCGUCGACUAAAACUAGCUAAAAGCCGAGCUGCUGCAUUUUGAACUAGCUGGAGGCGGGAGAGUGAUUUCUUAUUUAGACCAGGUAGGAGAGAGUAACAGUAGUCCAGCCUUGAGAAAAUGACAGUGUGGAUUAUUUUCUCGAGAUCUGGUGGGGUGAGUAUUUAUUUAAUCUUUGAAAUGGAGCGCAGGUGAAAAAAGCAGGACUGGUCGAUCUUAUUGGUAUGGGUGGAGAAGGUGAGGUCUGAAUCGAGGGUUACUCCCAGAUUUCUGGCUGUUGGUUUGAUGGUUGCCGAGACAAGACUGUAUGAGGGGGGAUUUUUGUAUGUUACAGAGAAUUAUUUCAGAUUUUUGAAUAAUUUAGCUGAAGGAAAUUUUGUGCCAUCCAACAGUUAAUGUCACUUAGACAGUCCAUGACAGCAGCUGGGCUUCUUGGGUCCUCAGGUCUACUACUCGACUUAUUAGAAAAUAAAAUUGGACCUAAAACUGAACCUUGCGGUAUACCACAGACAAUAGCAGAGGUAGAGGAGGUGUGAUUGCCUGUGGUGACCGCAAAGGUUCGCUCGAAAAGAUACGACUGAAACCAGCUAAAUGUAGUGCCCCUGAUACCCACCCAGUUUUUGAGACGACAAACAAGCUGCUUCUUAGCUCAGAAAAUGCACGUUAUAAGUAUAAGAACAGAGAUUUGUAAGUAACCUUGUCAUGUUCAUCCACAGCAACGUAACCCAGAGGUCCGUCACGUAGACUUGGAGAUCCUAUAAAACUUUUUUUGGCUCUCUGCUGAGGGGACAUCAUGUCGGAAGGGGAAGAACCUACGAGAGGAAAAGGUGAAAGGAGGGUCAAGCCUGCCUCCCCAGUCUUGCCAUGCAUCCAGAUCAUCACAAAACACACCACAGUCUCUGCACAAGUCAUCAAGUCUUACUGUAGAUUAGUCCAACUUACACACAAGGACAGCGUUCGGACAGUGAUUGUUUUAUUUGUGUUGCUCGAGCUUCGGUUACUCAAACCAAGACUUCAACCUGAUAAACAGAGAAACACGCAUUCAAAGUGUGCGUUUCUGACCACAGACUCAAGACUGUCAGUAAUAUCUGUGUAUAUCUUCAACCGCUCAAACACACAAACACGAGACGGUUCAGCCUUACAGCUUGAGCUCACAUUCCUCCUUGAAUGUGUCUUGAGAGAAAAUCAUGACAACUUUACAAAAAUCUCAAAUACAGGACCAGUGUCAUUUUCAAGACCUAAUGCUUGAACCACAGUGAUAGUAUUUCCUUAUUUAGUUAAAAGGAAGCCAGAGAGCUACAUGUUCAAAAGAGACUUAUUUAAUAGACAAUAUUAGUUUUUUUUCUCUUUGUUUUAUCAUUCAAACCGAGGAGCUGAAACAGCACGAUGCUGCUGCUGAGGCUUUCUCUGGAUAAUUAGAUUUUAUUGCUAUUACAGAAAAUAUUAACGUGAUUGUACGACAGAGCUGAAGUUUAAUACAAUAGCACUUAAUCAGCUACUGCCUAUAGGAUGUGUUAAUCUUUACACAGGGUCAAAUGAAAAAAAAAAAGUGAAGAUCUUACUCGUAAAGAAGCGACAACAGCUGUCAACAUGAAAAAAGGCAUCCAGAUUAUCACCCUGUACAGUAUGUGUACCAAAUGAUCAAGUGAAUAAUCUCCCACUCUGUGUUUCCGCUGAAUAAUCUCUAUAAACAGUGACUGUGUUUUUGUUCUGCAUAUUUGCAACAGCUGAAGCAUGGCCCACACCUGCCUGUCCCGUCUCAAAAGGUGGGCCAGCAAAGACAUUUCAUCUUAGUCAUGGAGGGGGAACUUGUGGAUAUAUAUUUUUGAAGGUGUUAAUAGUGUAAUAUUUGCCAUUUGGUUAUAACUAUGUUGUCACUGCUGAAGGAGUUGGAAUAAAUUUGAGUAAUUUAUUAAAUUAUUUUGCUUUCA
Messenger RNA from Xyrichtys novacula (pearly razorfish), 11803 nucleotides. Lineage: Eukaryota; Metazoa; Chordata; Actinopteri; Labriformes; Labridae. The record is from the annotation of a GenBank genome assembly.